Molecule: messenger RNA, 1497 nt
Organism: Triplophysa dalaica
Lineage: Eukaryota; Metazoa; Chordata; Actinopteri; Cypriniformes; Nemacheilidae
Product: somatostatin receptor type 2
Exons: 2
Coding region: 341-1354 (337 amino acids)
Biological process (GO): neuropeptide signaling pathway
Cellular component (GO): membrane
Molecular function (GO): G protein-coupled peptide receptor activity
Source: RefSeq, a predicted model, not a curated record
GCAGGUUUACAAAAAAGAAAAACUCAAGUCUAUCCAACCUGGAACCUGUUUAAAGACCCCCUGGAUUACUCAUACCUCUGGUUUGGAUUAGACUACCUGCUGCACAAUGUUCAAUAUUUCAUUUGAACAUUUAGAGAAAUGUUACCUUGAACUACCAUCAAAUUGGCUUUACAAGUCAUUUCAACUUACUAAUGGUGAGAUGUAACCUAUACAAAUAAAUCGUUGAAAUUGUCCACUUAGUUGAAAAAAUGGUAAAACAUUUAAAAGUAAAACAGUGAGUUGAAAGGACUUGUAAAGCCACUUUGAUCGAACCUAAAACACUGGACUACUGGACAUCAUAAUGGUAAACAUCUCAAGCAAGUUGAACAACCAUUCCAGUUCCGGACCGAAUGAUGUUGAGCGAGUGUUGGUGCCCAUAUUUGACACCUUCAUCCUUGUGAUCGGGUUGGUGGGACACAUCCUGGUUCUCGUCAUCAUCUCUCGUACCAUGCGCCAAGGACGCAGACCGCCCAAUGCAGUCCAGAUGGGAGGAGUAAAAGAAAGGCACGGAAAUGGAACAGAUGUUCUUCUUCUGUCAUUAAGUGUGGCUGACCUUCUUCUUCUCUCCUGCCUUCCCUAUCACACGGUUGCCAUCGCGACCUGUCACUGGCCCUUUGGCAGCUUCAUGUGUAAAUCUGUGAGCUUCCUGGGUGCCAUGUGUACCUCUGCGAGCGCCUUUACCUUGUCUGCUUUGGCGUUCGGGCGGUACAUCAUAGUGGUCCAUCCGUCAAAAGCGUAUCGAUGGCGCAGAGAAGGCCGCUUGAAAAUAAUCGCGGGUGUUUUGUGGAUACCUGCUAUUGUUCUGGCAGCGCCUCAGUUUGCUUGGCGAACACUGAUUUCGCCUGACGUUCAUCAAACCCGGGAGGACAUGGCGUGCUUUAAUUUCCUAUCCGACAAAGGCCAAUUGGCAUAUGGAGUGUGUCAUUUCUUGCUGGCUUUUGCUUUUCCGCUUGGUAUCAUUGUAAUAGCAUAUACGAAGAUCUACUGUUUCCUCCAAAACACCAGACAGGGCCGAACGAGCCGGACUGACCGCUUGGAACAGUAUCAUGUCAAGGUAACCCAAACGUCGGCUUUGUUAGUGCUGGCGUUUGCAUUGUGCUGGCUGCCUUCGUACGGUUUGAUGUUUGCUCAGAUAAGUCAGGGUGAUGCUGUGGUUGGUCCUGUACCUCGCUUUGGACCUUUUGCUACCUUCGCUCGAAUCAUGGCAACCUCAUCAACUGUGGUUAAUCCCAUUCUGUAUGUUUUUAUGUCGGCCAAAUUCAGAAAGGAACUAAUAAAUCUGGGUCAAGAACGCUGUGGAAAUAGAGAUCUGUAAACGCGAUGUUUUGAGAGAUGAAACUGACUGAUGCGGAGACAUCACGUCUUCCAUAAUAUAAGUUGUUUACACACCUGAAUGUACUGUAUUGCAUACAGAAAGUUCAAAACCCCCAAAUUAAAAUUCUUUGCUCAUUCACCAAA